CAGACAGGAGACCACCUCCACAAUGCGACCACGCAAGGACGAGAUGGUGGGGCGCUCUGGCGACUGCACCGCAGACUUGCUGAAGUGUGGACAAAGCCAAACUCACCCAGGACAAUGCGUUCACGAAAAGAACUGGUGUAAUGAUGUGGUGGAUUGUGACAAUGGCGUUGACGAGGACUUUUGUAUUCAUGGCCCUGAGGGGAACACAGGGCACUUGUACUGCUAUCUUCCGCGGAACUUCCGAUGUGCAAAGCGCGAUAUCGGCCUAUUCAAUAACUGUGUCUUUCCCUCACAAGAAUGUGAUGGUGUGGUGGACUGCACUGAUGGCACAGACGAGCUGCCAUGGCUGUGCAAUAGUUCACUCCGGACCACGACACCACCAAGCACAACAGCUGCGCCUAUCUGCAAUGGCUUCAGAUGCCAGAAUGGUCGAUGUCUUAGUGCAGCGAGUGAAUGCAAUAAUGUAGACGACUGUGGAGACAGCUCAGAUGAACUGAACUCACUGUGCAAUCUCCCUUUAUUUCCCGUUACAGAUGACACGAGUGAUCCCACCCCUGUUUCUAUCGUUAGUGGCACAAGUGGUAAGUGGUCCUUUGAAGCAGACUUCUAUGUGAUGAGCACAACUGUGCUUUGA
This is a messenger RNA of Sycon ciliatum, 634 nucleotides long. Its product is annotated as sortilin-related receptor-like. Gene Ontology annotation, molecular function: protein binding. Gene Ontology annotation, cellular component: plasma membrane. The coding region runs from base 23 to 634 and encodes 203 amino acids. The record is from RefSeq and is a predicted model, not a curated record. Lineage: Eukaryota; Metazoa; Porifera; Calcarea; Leucosolenida; Sycettidae. The transcript has 6 exons.